AUGAACAAAAUCCCUUUGGAGCUGUGUAUGUGGUGGGAAGACCUGGGUAAAUCAGGGCAAGAUAAGGUCAAUCUAUACUUGGGAGGUCUUACCGGGUUGCUGAAGAUCAGGCCUAGAGGGGACAUCAUAAAGGCGUUGGUUACAUUCUGGGACCCGGCCCACAACGUGUUUAAUUUUUCAGAUUUUGAACUCACCCCAACUUUGGAAGAAAUAGCCGGAUAUAUUGGGAGCGCUGAGGUUCCUCUGAGACACAAGUAUCUGGUUGCGCCAAGAGUCUUCGCUGUGCACAGAUUCCUAGAUUCCUUAAAGAUAAGCAGGAGAGUCCACAACCCAGAUUUGGAAGCUGGCUUUUCCACUCUGCAGUUUAUAUAUCAGAGAUACGGUCACAUAGGGAAUCGCCUCAAAUGGGAAGAACACAGGUGCUUUGCUUUUAUGGUGGUAUUCUUGGGUCUUCUGGUGUUUCCUAGGAAUAUAUGGAUAGCUGGGGUAGUCAGCACUUUGCUUACUCAGGCCAAAAGCACCCUCGCACCCCUGAUAGUGUCUGAAAUCUUCCGCGCUCUCACAGCCUGCAAAGCCGGGGGAGACUUUUUCGAAGGGUGCAACCUCUUGCUACAGAUGUGGAUGAUUGAACACCUAUGUCAUCGUCCUCAAUACAUGAGUUAUGGGUCGACAGAGAAGAACUGCAUAGAGGAAUUUUAUACAAGGAUUGACGGGUGUAGCCUGCCGGAGGGGGUCACAGAAUGGAUAUCACGUCUCCGUUCCAUCACUGCAGAUCAAAUAGAAUGGACAUUUGGGUGGCUUCCCGUAGAUGAGAUCAUAUACAUGCCAGCUAUCGGGCCUCAUUUCCUCUUGAUGGGUCUCCGGUGUAUCCAGCCUUAUGCCCCAUACCGGGUUUUGAAACAAGCUGGGGAGAUGUCAAAUAGUUCCAGAAGAUGA
Molecule: messenger RNA, 936 nt
Organism: Nicotiana attenuata
Lineage: Eukaryota; Viridiplantae; Streptophyta; Magnoliopsida; Solanales; Solanaceae
Exons: 1
Coding region: 1-936 (311 amino acids)
Source: RefSeq, a predicted model, not a curated record